GUUGGUCCACCACUAAUAAAAAUGGCGUUCGAAGUUGUAGUUAAAUUUUUAUGGGAAUUCGUAAAACAAUAGCGCGUGAGGCCGCGGCAGCAUAAUUCGCGCACUAUCAACCGUUCCGUGGACGAGUAAAUGUGUGGGCGUGCGUCGUUUGCAGAGUUUUCGUCCGAUUUCGAGUGAAUUAGAACAACACAAGUGUGCCUCCUUUGAUUAUUAUUGCAAAUUUUAGUACCACACACACUCGCGCGCACAUCGAUAGCGGAGGAAAUACUAGUGCGAGUAAAUAGUGUGGCACCCAUACUGGAACAGCGACUAAAUUAAAGUUAAUUAAACACACAGUGGUAUUUCAUUUAAUGCAAUUUGUGAAAUAAUAGAGAGGCAGAGGGAGAGAGACAGAUCGAUCCCCCGCUCCCGCUCUCCUUUGCAGCAUGCGUGAAUUGCGUCCGUGUAUGUGUGUGUGUGCGUGAGAGAGUGAGCGAGACAUGUGCGUGUGAGGUGCAGCAGCAGCAGGAACAACAACAGCAGCAAAACAAUUUCGGCUUGUAAAAAAAGCAAAUCGGUGUUAUUAUUUAUAUACAAAUAUAUAUGUACGUGUGCCAUGACACACAGCCACAAACGCAGAAACUACAACAAUUGCAACCGUCAAGGCUACCGCAACAGCAGCAGCAACAACAACAAUAACAAUACCAACUACUACUGCAGUUACCUUCGGCAAUGAAAUUACCUCUCACCGCCCUCACCUGCUCCUCCUACACCUCCUUUGCUUCCUCACCUCCUCCUUCUGCUUCCACUUCUUCGCUCUCCGUUCGCUACUUUAACGAAAACAAUAAUAACAACAACAUGCCCGCGACAUAUAAAUAAUCAAUACCCAAAAUAAAUCCAUUUAUUUUUUAUACAAACCAAACAAUAUCAAUUAAAAGUCGGAAAUUAUGAAUAAAUUGGAUUACCCACGUCGCAAUGGUACACACAAAGUUCGAAUAACGAUAUUGUGUGCAAGAAACUUGGCCCGCAAGGAUUUAUUUCGUCUACCCGAUCCGUUUGCCAAGGUGCAGGUGGAUGGAACUGGGCAGGUGUACUCGACGGAAAUAAGCAAAUCCUCUCUGGAUCCGAAAUGGAAUGCACAUUACGAUUUGUUUCUGGGCAUUGGAGAUGCCAUUACGAUAACUGUGUGGAAUCAGCGCAAGAUACACAAGGGCAGUGGAUUCCUGGGAUGUGUGAGGAUACCCGCGUUCAACAUACAGAGCCUCAAAGGAGCUGGGUUUCAACGUUUGGACCUGGGAAAACUGUCGCCGGAUGACGACGAGCUUGUGCGGGGUCAAAUCAUCAUUUCGUUGCUCUCGAAGGACGGACCCAGUAGUGGAAAUCCUUUGGCCAUUGUAGGACCCAGUGGCGAUGUGCGUGGACCGUCGGAAGAUGACUCCUCGGAAGAUAGUUUGCCAGAAGGUUGGGAGGAGCGGCGUACGGACAACGGUAGAGUUUACUAUGUGAACCAUGCCACCAAAUCGACGCAGUGGGAUCGUCCCAGACAUCCAGGAGUAGUUGGAGGCAGCCGCACCACUUCACCGCAACAACGGCACAACACGCACAACGGCAACAGCGGUGAUCGACAAGCUCCGACUGGGCCAACCCGCUCUACAACCUGCACGAACCUGAUGAAUAAUGGCCAUCGCAGUCGGGACUUGUCUGUGACGGCUUCGGAUGAACGAAGACACUCUACGGAAAUCCUGUCCAGCGUGGGAAAAGAGAACACCAGCCCCACAACUCCUGUUUCGGCCACUACAACGCCUGGUAAAAAAACAUCCACAUCGAACUCAUCCUCGGCAGGUGGGCGCACCUUGGAGCAGCGUCCGACAAACGAACCAGCAACACCCACCAGCAGUACGACAUCGGCUUCGGUUCGCCUGCACAGCAACGACAAUCAUGUUAAAACACCAAAGCACCAAACGAAUGGCCAUGCUCCGCCAGAGUGCACGCCCACAUCGCCCACGGGUCAGCAGAACUAUGUAAAUGGGAAUGCUCAAAAUGGGAGUACCAGCGGAAACGGAAGUGGUCAGGCGGCGCAGCCUCAAAGUGCUAGUAACGGAUGGACGCAAGAAGAUGCCGCAACGACUACUUCACCUUCAACAACAACCACUCCUCCGAGGCAUAGUCAAAGUCCGCCAACCCCAAAUAUAUCGCCACCAGCUUCUGUGACACCCUCUGCAAAUGGAAAUGUACACAGUCCGAAUGCGAACAGCACACCAGCCGGAAGCGGAGGUGGAAGCAGAUCCUAUACAGCCGCAACUCCCGGUCAGCGGUCUCAGCGUCGGAGCUCUCGGCAACAAGGUGAGGAAUCCUCCACGAGACGACGCUCGUCCCGAGGUACAAGAAACGGGGGCACAUCUGGUGGCGGAGGAGGAUCAGGUCAGAGAUACGCAUCGGCAGCCAUUGCCGCUGCCAAUCAGGCAGCACGUCCAUUCUUGGAUCUGCCGCCAGGAUAUGAAAUGCGAACCACGCAACAAGGGCAGGUGUACUUUUAUCACAUACCCACUGGUGUUUCCACGUGGCAUGAUCCUCGGAUACCACGUGAUUUCGACACCCAGCAUUUGACGCUAGAUGCUAUCGGACCAUUGCCAAGUGGCUGGGAGCAGCGGAAGACGGCCUCUGGAAGGGUUUAUUUUGUGGACCACAACAACCGAACCACACAGUUCACGGAUCCCCGACUAAGUGGCAGCAUUUUGCAAAUGAUUCGACGUGGAGCCGUUCCACCAUCCGCUGCAAAUGCCGGCACACCUGCUCCCCCAUUGGCUACUCCUGUUACCCCAUCGGCUACGACAGUAGUUCCACCCCAGGCGACACCGGCGAACAACGCAACUCCAACGACGCUCACAACUACUACAAACCCGCCCCAUCGUAUUGUUCCGGAUCUGCCACAGGGAUUGCUUGAAGGCGCCGACCUAUUGCCCAAGUACCGCCGCGAUUUGGUUGGCAAAUUGCGGGCUCUGCGCACGGAACUGCAAACGAUGCAGCCGCAAUCUGGCCACUGCCGUUUGGAGGUAUCACGCAACGAGAUUUUCGAGGAGAGCUAUAGACUGAUAAUGAAAAUGCGGGCCAAGGACAUGCGCAAGCGUCUAAUGGUUAAAUUUAAGGGCGAGGAGGGCCUGGACUAUGGUGGCGUAGCACGCGAGUGGUUGCAUCUGCUUUCCCGCGAGAUGUUGAACCCGCAGUAUGGCCUAUUCCAAUACAGUAGGGAUGAUCACUACACGCUGCAAAUUAAUCCAGACUCUGGUGUGAAUCCCGAUCACUUGUCCUAUUUUCAUUUCGUGGGUCGCACACUGGGCAUUGCCGUGUUCCACGGUCACUGUCUAGAUGGUGGGUUCACUACACCCUUCUACAAGCAGCUGCUGAACAAGCCGAUUACGCUUGGUGAUAUUGAAGGCGUGGAUCCGGAGCUACAUCGCAGCCUCACCUGGAUGCUGGAGAGCAACAUCAGUGGCAUCAUUGAAUCCACAUUCAGUGUAGAGAACAAUAGCUUUGGUGCUCUGGUGGUGCACGAACUGAAGCCUGGUGGUGCCUCCAUUCCUGUGACGGAGGAGAACAAACGCGAGUAUGUCAAGCUCUACGUGAACUAUCGUUUCAUGCGCGGCAUUGAGCAACAGUUUUUGGCUCUGCAGAAAGGUUUUUGUGAGCUUAUACCCAGCCAUCUCUUACGACCGUUUGAUGAGCGCGAACUGGAAUUGGUUAUUGGUGGCAUCUCUAGCAUAGAUGUCAACGACUGGCGGAACAAUACGAGACUGAAGCACUGUACGAACGAAACGACGCAGGUGUUGUGGUUCUGGCAGGUGGUCGAGUCCUAUAGUUCUGAGAUGAGAGCCCGCCUGCUGCAGUUCGUGACGGGAUCAUCGCGAGUGCCGUUGCAGGGCUUCCGGGCGCUGCAGGGCUCCACGGGAGCGGUGGGACCACGACUGUUUACUAUUCACCUGACUGCCGACGUGCCCACGCAGAAUCUGCCCAAGGCGCACACCUGCUUUAACCGGAUCGAUUUGCCGCCCUACGAGACGUACCAGCUACUGUGCGACAAGCUGACGCAGGCCGUUGAGGAGACCUGUGGCUUUGCCGUGGAGUAAAAUCCAGAAGAGACACUGCUACCCUCACCCGAUCCACGCAUAUGCAUAUACAUAGACACCUUUAAAUAUAUUUAAUGCACAUUAUAAAGAAACAUAUAUCAAGGCGAUUUGAAAUCAAAAUUGUACUGACCCUGGUCAAAAUGAUAAGUUUACAUUUUUAUUUGUUUGUUGAUGAACUGCUCCCGUAGCACUGUUUAAUCUUGUGUGCUGCGUAUUUUGCAGUUAAAAAUUUAAUUUAGCGAGUAUGUACUGACUCAUCGUAUACAUAGUUACCAAGUGCAUAUAUAUAUAUAAAUAUAUAUAUGGGUUUAUACACUUUCACACCCCCAAACAGACAUAUACAUAUACAUAUAUCUAUCCUGGCCUUUGUUUGUUUACGUCGUGGCGCGUGUUAUAAAUUGUAGUUUAAAAUAUUACGAAACUAAUUAUACAUACAAUUAUACAAGAUUAUACAUAUAUCAUAGUUGAUAAUUAGGCAUAAAAACAAUUUUUAAUUGUAGGCAUUGGACCGGCAAAUUUUCGUGCUUUUGUUUAAUUUAGUACAUUUUUGAUGUUUAUUGAUUAGAUUUUGUACAUUUAUAAAAACCAAUCGGACCCACUGCUAA
Drosophila yakuba is the source of this 4708-nucleotide messenger RNA. RefSeq names its product E3 ubiquitin-protein ligase Smurf1 (gene Smurf). Gene Ontology annotation, molecular function: protein binding; ubiquitin-protein transferase activity. NCBI's taxonomy places the organism in Eukaryota, Metazoa, Arthropoda, Insecta, Diptera, Drosophilidae. Gene Ontology annotation, biological process: negative regulation of BMP signaling pathway; ubiquitin-dependent protein catabolic process. The transcript is spliced from 8 exons. The record is from RefSeq and is a predicted model, not a curated record. The coding region runs from base 927 to 4103 and encodes 1058 amino acids.